GGCUCGGGUUCCCGGAGCUCCGCCUCCACUCGGUAAGCAUCGACCCUCUCCUGCUGCCGCUGCUGCUCCUGGCCCCGGAGCCCGCCGCGGCCCGACAACGUGGGGCUUGCCCCCGGGGACACGCAACAAGACAAGUUUUACAGCGUGUGUGAAAGUCCAGGCAGGAACAUAAUGGCUUUACUGCCGUAUGAUGGUGCCAUGAUACCAGGACUCCGGAAAUUCCAUGAAGCAUCAGCAACUUUUCACUAUGCCAAGAGAGAUAUAGUGAUCAGACAGAACUGGAAUCAGCUUGGGGUAGCAGCGGUUGUGUGGGAUGCAGCCAUUGUACUUUGCACAUAUCUUGAACUGGGAACAAUCCAGCUACGAGACCGUACUGUGAUAGAGCUGGGAGCAGGUACAGGAUUAGUCGGAAUAGUUGCAGCACUCCUAGGUGCUGAUGUAACAGUCACUGACAGGGAAGUGGCGUUACAGUUCCUGGAGUCUAACCUCCGAGAAAACAUCCCCCCUGACCUGCGGACCAGGGCACGGGCCAGGGAGCUGAGUUGGGGGGUGAACCUGCACCAGUAUGACGCAGGCAGCUAUGAUGUGGUCCUAGGGGCAGAUGUGGUUUACCUGGAGGAGACCUUCCCGGCCCUGCUGGAGACUUUGGAAUAUCUCAGCUCCGAGCAGACUAUGAUCCUGCUGUCCUGCCGCAUCCGCUAUGAGCGAGACCAGAACUUCCUGAAGAUGCUUGGGAGUCGCUUCACGGUGGAAAAAGUCUAUUACGAUACUGAGAAAGAUGUUCAUGUUUACAAGGCACAGAAAAGAAUGGUGAAGGAAGAUCUUUAACCAGAAUGUAACUAAUAUUAGAUUUACUUAGGAAGAGGAGGAGGAGGAGGCCAUUCUCAGUUUUGAAAUUUCAAUUGACCACCAACCUCAACCGUUUUUGAAGGAAAGAGUUCCAUACUUUCAUUGCCUUUUUGUGUGAAGAAGUGUUUUUUGACAUCAUCCCUCAAUGGCCUGUCUCUAAUUUUAGGGUUAUGGCCUCUUGUUCUGAACUUGCUUACCAAUAUGUUCUCUCUAUCUACCCUAUCAAAUCCUUUUUAAUCAGCCCAACUAUGUCAUCUUCUUUGCUUAAGGGAAUACUAGCCACGUCUUUGCAACCUGCCCUCAUAAUUUAAUCCACUUACUUCUGGUAAAUCUGUGCUGUACCGCCUCCAAGGCCUGUCUAUUCUUUCUGAGGUGCAGUUCCUAGAAGUGAACACAGUACUCCAGAGGCAGUCUAACCAGAGCUCUCCACAGCUGUAAAAUAAUUUCCACCCUUUUGUAUUCCAGCCCUCUUGAGAUAAUUGCCAACAUUCCAUUAGCUUUUUGCAGUUUUUUUGUAUCUAUCCACUAGCUUUUAGUGGUUUUUGUACUUGGACUCCUAAAUCUCUCUGCCCCACCCUAGUUCCCGCUAUUUAGAAAAAAAUCUGCUCUAUCUUUCUUAGGUCCAAACUGGAUGACACCACACUUCUGAGAUCUAGUCUCAACAUUUGCGUCCAAGGAGGUCCACUGGAGCAAGCCUAAUAAAGAAAUAAUUAUGUUUAACAUGA
Carcharodon carcharias (great white shark) is the source of this 1574-nucleotide messenger RNA. It is a transcript of the gene mettl21a, whose product is annotated as methyltransferase like 21A. Gene Ontology annotation, cellular component: cytosol; cytoplasm. The record is from RefSeq and is a predicted model, not a curated record. The transcript is spliced from 4 exons. Gene Ontology annotation, biological process: peptidyl-lysine methylation. Gene Ontology annotation, molecular function: protein-lysine N-methyltransferase activity. Lineage: Eukaryota; Metazoa; Chordata; Chondrichthyes; Lamniformes; Lamnidae. The coding region runs from base 172 to 828 and encodes 218 amino acids.